Camelina sativa (false flax) is the source of this 1011-nucleotide messenger RNA. Its product is annotated as UPF0725 protein At3g44770-like. Lineage: Eukaryota; Viridiplantae; Streptophyta; Magnoliopsida; Brassicales; Brassicaceae. The record is from RefSeq and is a predicted model, not a curated record.
AUGGCGGAUCAGCUGCGGCGGCUAUUGGAAAGCGGAAAGCUGACGGACGAACAAUGCCUUUCUUUUUUGAGGGGAUUAGUUUUCGAUAAAGAAAAUCCAAAUAGAUUCGACAACCGGAAAUCUCUGGUGCAGUUGUUGGACUUGCGGAAUUCAACUGAAGAAGUAUGGGGCCCUAUGUUGCGCCACUUUCAUGAAGAAGAAGAUGUGGAUUACCUUCGCCAAAGAGAUGAUAGUCAGGGUUUCGAUUUCGAUCCUGACGUUCGUAUUCCACGUAUUUACGGAAUCUCACCAUUUUAUUUUGGCGUAGAAGAACAACCACCUACUGAAAUGGCUCUCUACGGCCGGUUGGGAGUUCAUUGGUUCAACUUUGAGAAUAAUAGGAACUUGGAGUUCAUACGCAUACCUAAAUUGAAUACCGAUCAUCCCUUUGCUACGACUUACUAUAUUACUGUCGACGUUAAAGAUGUUGAUGCUGCUGCUGAUCAUUCUCUCACUUUGCAAACUAUGGUCAGAAGACCUUUCAUUGACGAGUUUAUUCUCUACAUGGAACACUGCCGAAUCAAACUCACACCAGUGGAAAGAGAUGCUACUGGCUUUAACUUCUACCAUAGUUUUGUGCCAGAUAAGUUUUACCAAGGACCUAUGCCUGCCUUUUUGUCGGAGCCACCAGAAGAUGCUGAUGAUAAUGAUGCUAUGAGAUUCUACGAGGUUCCGGACAUGGACAUUGAUAAAUAUGAUUGGCUUCUUCUAUAUGCCGAGUUUGCACUUUUCCAUGUUUGCGAAAAGGCUGGAUCUCAUUCUUUCCUGCCUGAGGAGAUUGAGAUGAAGAAUGUACUUGUGGAAACCCUAGAAACUCAUACCGAGCCGUCUCUGAAGCUCAAGUCUAUGAAUGCUAUCUUCCACAUCAGCUUCAGGGUCAACAGUUUCGACUACAUAACUGUAGUAAGGAGAACUAUUGAUCGGGUUCCAGGACAUAUGUUUCUCGAAGUCGAUUGCCCCAAAGAACCUUGA